AUGUCGGAGGAGCAUUUUGGCGGGGACGGGGCGGCGGCGGCAGCGGCCCCGGAGGCGGGCGGCGGCGCGGCUGCUGCGGCGGCGACGGAGCAGGAGGGAACCAUGGCGGCGACGGCGGCGGCGGCAGCGGCAGUAGCGACAGCAGCGCCAGCCGCCCCAGCAGCAGCGCCGGUGACGGGCGCCGGGUGGGGGGCGGCCGCCGCAGCAGUGGAGCCUCGCGGGACCCCCUACCCGGAGCCCCGCGGGGGCGCGGCCGGGCCAUGUGCUCGGGAGCCGCGCCCCCGACCAGGCCCCGCUGAGGCCUUUUUUAAAAGUUUGGCGGGCGGCACCCUGGGCAUGUCCGCUAGCCAUUCAAACUCCUCCCCACGGCACUCUGAAGCAGCGACGGCACAGCGGGAAGAAUGGAAAAUGUUUAUAGGAGGCCUUAGCUGGGACACUACAAAGAAAGAUCUGAAGGACUACUUUUCCAAAUUUGGUGAAGUUGUAGACUGCACUCUGAAGUUAGAUCCAAUCACAGGGCGAUCAAGGGGUUUUGGCUUUGUACUAUUUAAAGAAUCGGAGAGUGUAGAUAAGGUCAUGGACCAGAAAGAACACAAAUUGAAUGGCAAAGUGAUUGAUCCUAAACGGGCCAAAGCCAUGAAAACAAAAGAACCUGUUAAAAAAAUUUUUGUUGGUGGCCUUUCUCCAGAUACACCUGAAGAGAAAAUAAGAGAGUACUUUGGUGGUUUUGGUGAGGUGGAAUCUAUAGAGCUCCCCAUGGACAACAAGACCAACAAGAGGCGUGGAUUCUGCUUUAUUACUUUUAAGGAAGAAGAACCAGUGAAGAAAAUAAUGGAAAAGAAAUAUCACAACGUUGGUCUUAGUAAAUGUGAAAUAAAAGUAGCCAUGUCAAAGGAACAAUAUCAGCAACAACAGCAGUGGGGUUCCAGAGGAGGAUUUGCAGGAAGAGCUCGUGGAAGAGGUGGUGGCCCCAGUCAAAACUGGAACCAGGGAUAUAGUAACUAUUGGAAUCAAGGCUAUGGCAACUAUGGAUAUAACAGCCAAGGUUACGGUGGUUAUGGAGGAUAUGACUACACUGGUUACAACAACUACUAUGGAUAUGGUGAUUAUAGCAACCAGCAGAGUGGUUAUGGGAAAGUGUCCAGGCGAGGCGGUCAUCAAAAUAGCUACAAACCAUACUAAAUUAUUCCAUUUGCAACCUCUCCCCAACAGCGGGAACUUCCUUGCAGGCCCUGUGUCGCGCUGACUUCACGAUUCUCACAGGCCCGCUCAAUGCGGACAGGGUACGAGAUGCUCACGCUCUCGAAUGCUGCCGUUUGGUGGAGAUGCAGUAUUUUCCGAUUUGAAGAUUCAUUUGAAGGUGGCUCGUGCCACUUGCUAAUAGCAGUUCAAACUAAAUUUUUUUGUAUCAAGUCCCUGAAUGGAAGUAUGACGUUGGGUCCCUCUGAAGUUUAAUUCUGAGUUCUCAUUAAAAAACAAAAUUUGAUUUAAUUGUUUUAUUUCUUAAUUGCUAUGCUUCAGAAUGAAUUUGUGUUUUAUGCCCCUCCCCCAGUAUUGUAGAGCAAGUCUUGUGUUAAAAGCCCAGUGUGACCGUGUCAUGAUGUAGUAGUGUCUUACUGGUUUUUUAAUAAAUCCUUUUGUAUAAAAA
Molecule: messenger RNA, 1648 nt
Organism: Gracilinanus agilis (Agile Gracile Mouse Opossum)
Lineage: Eukaryota; Metazoa; Chordata; Mammalia; Didelphimorphia; Didelphidae
Gene: HNRNPD
Product: heterogeneous nuclear ribonucleoprotein D
Exons: 11
Coding region: 1-1182 (393 amino acids)
Biological process (GO): regulation of gene expression
Cellular component (GO): nucleoplasm
Molecular function (GO): RNA binding
Source: RefSeq, a predicted model, not a curated record